This is a messenger RNA of Durusdinium trenchii, 2506 nucleotides long. Lineage: Eukaryota; Dinophyceae; Suessiales; Symbiodiniaceae. The record is from the annotation of a GenBank genome assembly.
CCGAAAAUCAAUGUCCCAAUUCCGGCUUCCGCAGCAAUGGAAGAUGAGAGUGCACUGCCAUCUUCACCAGAGCGAACGGUGGCUGCCUUUGAUGUGGAGGACGACAACUCAACCCGCGGAUGCUAUUGGCUAUUCAUAGAUUUGGUGCAUGUCCUUCUGCCAUUUCUGCUUCUAACAGAGCAUGGGGCGAGGAGACGCAGCCAAGGAUCCCAUCCAUUCUUCAACAGAAUGGUGGAACGCUUGCGUAACGUGCGACCAGUGCUGCCACGUGCUCCGAACAUUUCCAAGUUCUUUCUGAUGUUGCUCCUCUUUGUGCUGCUAAUCAACGCGGGAGUGGUCUACAUGUUUUUGUCCAUAUCAUCUAUGACCCAGUUCAUGCAGAUGGGCGAGGAUGGCCGGCGCAGAAACAUAACAUUGAAGCCAAGAAUCGGCGAGCAUUGGAGCAAUGCCACGAUGGGCAAAUACAUUCUGCAGAUCAUCAUUAUAAACUACCUUUGCUGGCAAGUUCUGGAACACGACCCGAAGAUUGCAAAGAUGCGCCUGCAGGAUCCUCUACACUUGAACAAACCUGGCCUCAUUCAUGGACUUAGAAAGCUUGCUUCCUGCCUAUUCUGCUACCCGUAUAAGGAGAUAUGGUUGUCCACACAAUUUAUCGACCACAUGCUUUUGACGCUCACGGGCUUUCCAUACGCCAUUGUGCAGCCCAUGCUUGCUUGCAUCCACAUUGAACUUCGAGACAACGGAAUUGAACUGCAAGGAGCGCUCCAGGGCGAUUGGUUGAUGCUGCUCUCUGGUGCACUGGGUCUCUACUCAGGAUUCUUGAUGGUUGGGUUUCUCUGUGUGACCUUGGGAAACGGUGUGCGGCCACGUUCUGGAUAUUCCUAUGUAUUUCAACUAUCAACCUUUGCACUGGCAAUCUUGAUGGCCUUGGAGUUCCUGGUCCAGCAGCAAGCCCGGCAACGCUAUUCGCAGUUCCACCUCAAGGCGGAUGUGGGCGUCAUUUGGUACUACAAUGCAACCCGUGUGUUCAUGUCUGCAUCCCAGCUGUUCGCAACUCAUAGCCUCUGCAUGCUUUGUGCUAUGCACUUGGGGCAUGCGCAGCAUUUUCAAAAAUGUCCAGACUUACCAUGGAGCGUGGCAUGCAAAGAGGCUUUAAGUUGGUGUCUUUUCAUGGUAAUCGUGACUUCCGCGGGAUAUUGUGAACGCGUUGGGCAUCUUUGGCCUCUUUGUGAAUCCGAGAAGUUCAUGAUUGGUGCAAUCUGGGAAUGCAGCCUCUUUGGACUCCACAUUGUCCUUGGCAUUACUUUUCUGGCCUGUGGACUGCAGCACUCAACAGAAGUCAUACAACUGGCAACACAUGCAGACUGGAAACUGGUGCCUGCUGCCAUGAAGCUUUUCGAUCUAGACUCCUUCAUGAUUUUGGUGACUUUCAUUGCGGCCUCUGGACAUUCGCUUGUCGAAAUCUAUGACUUGUAUGCAGAGAGGUUGUACACACAGUGGAUGCUGCAGAUUCUCCACUCGGCUUUCAACUUGGGAAUUGCGGUUUUUACCUUUGCAUGUUGGAAGCAGCCGCCCUUGCGUGGGUGGACUCGGCGUUGCUUGUGGCUAAUUCUGGCAGUCGUUGCAGAAGACUUCCUCCACUUUCAGCUGGUUGAGGACUGCGAAUUUGCGUCGGCAAUGCCAGGCUGCUGUUCCUUUCCUUCGCCACAUGAUGUGAAUGCAGAGGGAGGACAUACCCUUUGGAAAAUGUGUGCUUUGGACCAUCGCUGUGCAUACCAGAAUCCUGCUUCAAGUUUCGACAACCACUCCUAUUUCUGCAAACUUUCGGAAGAGUUCUUUCACCAUGGCCAUGGGCACCAGAGCCAUGGGAGCCAUGGUCACGAGAGCGAAAGUGAAGCGCAUGGAGAAGCACAUCAGUCACAGUCUGACACGCAUGGUCUUUGGGCAGAUCAGAGGGGUGCCGUUUUGCCGAUCAGAGCAAGUUGCACCGAGCUGAAAAGACGUUGGUUGGCUUUUCCAGAUGAGUUAAAAAUUGAAGAGAGCAGUGAGCACGAAGAGUCUUUCUCAGCAGUCUUCAAGCAGUUGAAACUCAUCGGGAAUGCGGGCAACAUUGAGUUUAAAUUUGCGGUCAUUGGCAUUCUCUUGAAGGUGAUCCUCUUUGUGGAGCAUCCCAACAGCGAUCGGAUCCUGGAAUUAAGACACCAAUCAACUGGGCAUUGAUGAACAGUUCCAUCCGCUAGCAUGUACAAAAUCUGGCAGUUUCAUGCCACUUUGCUUGGCAGAAGAGCUGCCAAAUGCAGAGUUCCUUCUCCAACAAGGUCUUCCCCUUUUUGUGGAGGACUUGAGUUGGCAAAGAGGAAGGCUUGAACACUUUGGUUUGUAUGCUUGGAAAUCUUGGAGUCACUAAGUCUGUUUUCACACACUAACACGUGCACUGGAGCAGUUCUGCACACAUUGCCAGACAGUUGCUGAUAGAGGGAAUUCAGGUUUAGGACACGCCCCUCUG